AUUGAAAACAUAGAUGCAUGCCUGAGUUUCUUGGCUGCUAAGGGAAUUAACAUACAGGGGCUGUCAGCAGAAGAAAUCAGGAAUGGGAAUCUAAAGGCCAUCUUGGGCCUUUUCUUCAGUUUAUCUCGAUACAAGCAACAGCAACAGCAGCCACAGAAACAGCAACCACACCACCAUCCGUCCCAGCAGCCUCCCCCAGCAUCCCAGCAAGCAGGGCCUCCAUCCCAGUGCCAGGUCGGGGUUCCGCAGCAGCAGGUGCCGGCUUCGCUUCAGACUCCGUGCCAACAGCCCCCGCAAGCUGCGCAGCACCAGCUCAAAGCACAACCAGAAAUGCAGUCAAGACUUCCAGGCCCCACCACGAGGGUGUCCACUGCAGGCAGUGAGGCCAAAGCUCGUGGUUCUAUUAGUGCCAACAAUCGACGCAGCCAGAGCUUUAACAAUUACGACAAAUCUAAGCCUGGGAUUCCCCCUCCAACGCCAACAGGCAGCAAUGACAAAG
Messenger RNA from Phaethon lepturus (White-tailed tropicbird), 499 nucleotides. RefSeq names its product neuron navigator 2-like. Gene Ontology annotation, molecular function: protein binding. Gene Ontology annotation, biological process: nervous system development; neurogenesis. The record is from RefSeq and is a predicted model, not a curated record. NCBI's taxonomy places the organism in Eukaryota, Metazoa, Chordata, Aves, Phaethontiformes, Phaethontidae. The annotation marks the transcript as partial. The transcript is spliced from 3 exons.